UGGAGCAGACACGCCCACUAAAGCCUACAGGAGAUGUAUAGGUGAGGGCAGCUGAGAGUGCAACGUCGACUUUUAACAACAGAAGAAAAGACUGGGAGUGAGAGCUCUCUGCUGAGAAACACACAUACACCUCUAAACGUGUAGUAUCUGUAUCAGAGCAAUCUUUGGACUGUGGAUCUGUUGCAGCAAUGUGCAGAGGUCAAAGUAUGACUGUGAGAGGUCAUCUCAGCCAUCAGUAUCGGGGGAGUGGAUUUGUUAUCAGCAGCUUUACAUGAUCUGGUCAAAGUGCAUCCUGCAUGUCGGGCUUUUCCUCAGCUGGUCAAUCUGCAUCCAUUCAAAUAACUUUGGAAUAAACUCUUAACAAGGUUGCAGGGAUGACCAAAGAAAAAACUCAGUGGAAGGAGUUUUUAGAGGUAAUCGGUGUUCUGCAAUGGGUGCUGUCUUUCCUAUUCCUAGGGGUGUCUUGCAGCAUCUUGAUGGUGUCCCUGAUGUUUACCUCACUGUGGCCUCUCUCCACUCUGUACUUCAUUUGGCUGGUGAUUGACUGGCAAACCCCUGAAAGAGGGGGCAUGAAGACACAAUUCGUGAGAAGGUGGAAAGUUUGGGAACACAUGAGAGAUUACUUUCCAAUCAAGUUGGUGAAAACAGCUGAGCUGAAUCCAAACAAGAACUACAUCUUGGGGUGUCAUCCACACGGUAUCAUGAGUGCUGGAGCCUUUUCCUGCUUCAGCACAGAGAGCUGCGGCUUCACCGAGCUGUUUCCUGGAGUGAAGGCCACCCUGGCAAUUCUAGCAGGACUCUUCAGGUUACCUCUCUUCAGGGAGUAUAUCAUGUGUGCAGGUUUGUGUCCAGUCAGCAAGCCCAGCCUUGCCCACCUCCUCUCGCAGAGUGGCAAAGGAAAUGCAGUGGUGAUUGUUAUAGGGGGUGCUGCUGAGUCUCUGGCAUCCUCUCCUGGAAUCAACACAGUGGUCAUGAAGCAGAGAAAGGGAUUUGUCAGAGUGGCCCUGGAGUUUGGGGCUGAUCUAGUGCCGGUUUUCUCCUUCGGGGAAAACGAGCUCUUUCGGCAGGUGAUUUUCUCAGAUGGCAGUCUGGGUCGGAGGUUACAGGAUUUGUUUAAAAAGAUUAUGGGUUUCGCCCCGUGUCUGUUUGUUGGCGAGCGCAUGGCGAUCAUACCCUACAAGAGUCCAGUCACCACUGUCGUGGGAAGUCCAAUCUCAGUGCCAAAGCGUGUCACGCCUACUGACGAGGAGGUCAACCACUAUCAUAAACUCUACAUGGAGGCUCUGUCCAAGUUAUUCCAUGAACAUAAAGUCAGCUGUGGACUUUCUGAGAGUCACAAGCUCCAGAUCAUUUAGAGUGAAACAAACUGUUUACCUGUUUUUACAUGUUGCUUUUUCUGUGAACUGAUGUGGUGAACUUGAGCUUAUACAAUGCUUAAUCCUGUUGGGUGUAGGAUGGGGGGGGUUUCUUCAUAUUGUAAGACCAGUCUGUUUUUGAAAAUAUCUAACAUGAAUAUGUGCCUUUAAUUAUCAAACUGUGACAACUUUGAUGCUAUGCCAUGUUUGUCUUAACUUUUGUAAUUGAGACAACUUCAUUAUUUGCGCAUUUCAUAUACGCAAUAUUGAGGAACAAUAAUAGGAAACAUGAAACAAAUAAAUUAUUGUCUAUGUCAAAAAGUGUUUGUCUGCUUG
This is a messenger RNA of Notolabrus celidotus (New Zealand spotty), 1691 nucleotides long. RefSeq names its product monoacylglycerol O-acyltransferase 3b (gene mogat3b). Gene Ontology annotation, biological process: triglyceride biosynthetic process. The transcript is spliced from 9 exons. Bases 375 to 1355 code for a protein of 326 amino acids. NCBI's taxonomy places the organism in Eukaryota, Metazoa, Chordata, Actinopteri, Labriformes, Labridae. Gene Ontology annotation, cellular component: endoplasmic reticulum membrane. The record is from RefSeq and is a predicted model, not a curated record. Gene Ontology annotation, molecular function: diacylglycerol O-acyltransferase activity.